Molecule: messenger RNA, 4145 nt
Organism: Sarcophilus harrisii (Tasmanian devil)
Lineage: Eukaryota; Metazoa; Chordata; Mammalia; Dasyuromorphia; Dasyuridae
Gene: FOXI2
Product: forkhead box I2
Exons: 2
Coding region: 232-1371 (379 amino acids)
Biological process (GO): anatomical structure morphogenesis; regulation of transcription by RNA polymerase II; cell differentiation
Molecular function (GO): DNA-binding transcription factor activity, RNA polymerase II-specific; RNA polymerase II cis-regulatory region sequence-specific DNA binding
Source: RefSeq, a predicted model, not a curated record
CCCUGGGGUGGGCGGGGGGAAAAAAAGGGAGGAGAGGGGAGGGAUCUGAGCCCCUAGGGAGGGCUGGGCCGGACAGCACAGAACUGGGCUGGGGCGGGGCGGCAGGAAGAGCCUACCCGAUGAGGGCCCCGGUGCUCUGGCCGCUCCUCUGUCUUUGCUGCUCUGGGCGGGUCACGGCUCGCGCAGGCUGCGACUAGGAGGACCACCUGGGCCCGGUUCUAUGGGACCGUCAUGAAAGUGCCGGGACAGCCGUCGGCCAGCCCGCCGGGCCCCUCGGGCCAGCCACACGCGCCCGGCGGCCCCGAGCUGAUGGAUCUGACGGUCUACGGGGACCCCCUGAACUUCUACCAGCCGGCGCUGCCCCAGCAUCCUCACGGGCCGUCGAGGGUCCCCUCGGCGGCCUCCGCCGCCUUCGGGCUGCCCGAGUACGGCGGGGCGGGGGCCAACCCGUACCUGUGGCUCAAUGGGCCGGGCCUGGGGCAGCCCUCCUACCUGCCGGGCUUCGGCGGCCCCGGCCAGCGCCCCUUCCUUCCGCCUUCGCCCGGCCUGGGGCCGCCGGCCGCCGCGGAGCUCUCCUGGCUGUCGCUGUCCAACCAGCAGGAGCUGCUGAAGAUCAUGCGGCCGCCCUACUCGUACUCGGCGCUCAUCGCCAUGGCCAUCGAGAACGCGCCCGGCAAGAAGCUGACCCUGAGCCAGAUCUACCAGUACGUGGAGGGCACCUUCCCCUUCUACAAGAAGAGCAAGGCCGGCUGGCAGAACUCCAUUCGCCACAACCUCUCCCUCAACGACUGCUUCAAGAAGGUGCCCCGCGACGACGACGACCCCGGGAAAGGAAAUUACUGGAUCUUGGACCCAAACUGUGAGAAAAUGUUUGAUCAUGGAAACUUCCGCAGAAAGAGGAAAAGACGAGGAGACUCCAAUGGGACGGGGACACAGGGAGCCGGCUCCAAGUCUGAAGACGGUAGCUCUGGGACCCUCACAAAUCCAGUGGAGAACCCCAGCCUCGCAGACUCCCCCUCCCCAGAACUGCUCGGCUCAGCCAGCACCAGGACUGAAUCCAAGCCCUCCUUACUAGCUAGGGAGGCCAGCCCGUGUUUCUCCAGCUUCACUUCCACCAUGGGAGCCCUGGCUAAUGGCAGUGGCGUCUUCCCCAGGCACCUCCCAGAAGCAGGAGGUGCUCCAGUGGGAGACUUGGCUCUGGCAAGGCAGGUGAACUCUGGCCUCGGCUCCUACCCAACUUGCUCCAACAUGGUCCACGGCAUGGAACUUGGUCCCCAGACUCAGGCCCAACCCGUGAAUGGUCACACCGCCAGCUUUCACAACUACCCUGUCAACAACUUGGUCUACAGCAGAGAAGGGACUGAGAUUUAGAGCGAGGAAAGAGGGGCUUCAAUACUGAUUGAAACGUGGUUUUUUUGUUCUUGGAUUGGACCCUAAAUCCUUAACUCUUCUUCUCUGGCUCCUGUACAGAAGACUGGAGGAAGGAAAACGGGGAACGAGCAUUUGUUCGGUGUUUAUCAUGUGCCAAGAGCUGUGUUAAGCACUUUACAGAUUUCUCACUUGGAUCUUGCAGCAACCUUUAGCGGUAGGACCUAUUGUCAUCCUCAUUUUGCAGAUGAGAAACUGAGACAGAGAAGUGACUUUCCCAGGAUUACACAGCUAGUAAAUAAAUAUCGGACUCUAGGCCCAGAGCUCUCUGUUUGAGUGAUCUUAGCUGUAAAUAUUGGCUUUAGGGGAUUAUUCCAAAAUCUCCCUUAUCCCAAUGCAACCUGGAAAAUGUUUUGUGUUUGAAUGAGGCCAGCUCAAUGGACUUGUGAGCUUCAGCUCUUCGGGAUGAGGUCCCUGAGGUCAUUGUCCCUUCUCGAUCUUGUGGACUUCUGAUUUUGUUAUCCUGCAAACAGUUCGAGGCUCCCAGACAUUGGUUCUGGAGAAAGGGUUAGUUGGCGAUUUCUUCUCUUUAAAAUAGAUCUAAUUUUGCAUUUUACAAUUUGGGUUCCUGUGUUUUCUUUUACACCUUCCAAUUCUCUUUGUUGAGCUCCUUUCCUGAGCAAUGAUUGGCUACAACAGAGUUGGCUUGGUUUGAAUCUUGGUGCAGCCAUAGCCUCAGUGAUCCAUGGCAGGACCUUAAGUCCACUCCUCUCCAAAGCUUUGGCUCUGAGAGAAGUGUCUUGGGGGCCAGGUUUUGUGUUGAGGGAGAGAUCUCCCCAGCAUUAUGCUGAGAGGUCUAGGAAGGAUCCUGGGACUUCUCAGAGGCAGCCCUUCCUAAGCUGUUAUGUUCAGAGGUGGUUAAGUUCUCAAUGGCACUGAAUACCUAAAGUGAAGAAAAUCUCCCUUGCUUCCGUCUUCAUUUCCCUCUUGCCCUUUACUGUCAGCAAGUCCCUCUUUCUUGGUCUAUUCUCUAAUCUUAAUUCCUGUCUCUUUGAACAUGUCUCCUUGUGUAUCUUUUUAACUUCCUCCCUACCUCCAACCCAAUUUAAAAUGGAGGGACCUUAAGCUCAUUCAUCUCUCCUUCCUCCAGUCUUUCCUUAUCCUUAUACUGUGUCUGACCCACGGACAAGCCCUCCGUGCCUUUCAUGCUUUCAGAUGACCCCUUCCCAACACCUCUUUUGUUUGCUUUGGCUUCCAUAUGGAACCGGAUGGUGAGGUUAGAAAAGACAGGUUCUUGUUUGCACCGUUCCCACUAUGAACAGGAACCCUCAGGAUGAAUUUGAGAUUCAGCAGAGCCAUCUUAGAGAAUCCAGAUUUUUGCCAAAGUCUUAACCAAAUUCAAACGACCAAUUGCCCAGGUUCUUUCUUCCUUGUGACCUUGUGGAACACAUUUAUAGCUUAGCUUCCUAGGGAUUGGAAGAGUAAAAGAUGGAAAAUGCCCCCCAAACUCUGCCUGGAUCCCCAUAAGUCACUCCUGAGUGAGUCCCCUCCAGUCCCCAGCAAAAGUCCAAGGGGUAAAGUUCGAAAAGCUAAGAUUUUCCAGCUCAAACAUGAAAGUCUGAAGGGAGGCCAGCUGCGUUUGUAGGGCAAAAUAAGGAUCUAAAAGUAAAGAUGGGAGAAAAGGGGAAGGGGGAUUUUUCAAUUCUACUGAAGGCAUCAGCAGUAUGUUCCUGUCCCAAGGAGCUGGGAAGAAUUGGAAAGAACCACAGCCAGUCCUUUCAACCCUAGACAAGCUUUGCUCUCACAAUGGAGCUGUCCAGCAAGCAGCUUGCCUUCCCUUGCCCAUCAGCCCUGUCUCUUCAAAGACAUCUGUGACCCCCUGGCCUGGCCUUGUUAUGUCCAUUGAGUUUCCUCACACUAAGGUCUCCAAUUAAGAUUUCUGGUAGAUUAGAGGAGGACAGGAGUUCAAGAGAAGAUUAUGCACUAUCCCCAGGAAUUCCCUGAACCCCUCCUCUUGUUGUAAUGUUUUGUUUUUCACUCUUCCUUUCUUUGGCUUCUUGCCUUAAAUUUUAUGUACAUAACUCAAGAGAACUGUCAUCCCAGUAUCAGAUCUUGUGUCUAUUGGGGGGAAAUGAUCACAAAAUAACCAGGAAACCCUUAACUUGUCAAUGGAUCAAGUUUUUCCUCUUUAAUUGGAUGCAAGGUUAAAAAAGGCCACCCAAUCAAUGUCAUGACCUAUAAAUCUGCCUCCUGAUAUGUGACCUUUUAAAUUAAGAGUUCAUAAAAGAUUUCCUCCUGGUGACCUCCAGCUAAGGGUGAAGAAGGGGAAACUGAGGGAAGAAGACUCACACAGAUCCAGACCCAUAUUCUGGUACUGCCCUUAGGUUUACUAGUGAAAUAAAAUCUCUUCCCCAAGUUCCUGUGUGUGUCAGGUCAGUGUAAAUAAAACAAGUUGCUGUUGCCCUCACUAUUUUGUAAACAUUGCCAGGGGUCAUGCAGUUAAUGUGGGGUAAGAUUCAAACUCCAAUUUUUUGACUCCCAAGUCAGCUCUCUGAGCCCUGGGCUUCCUGUUUUAAAAGGAUUUAUAUGUAUAUGUAUAAAUGAAGUCCUUUUCAAUAGGGUUUUCAAUGAGUUAGUUAGUUGGCCCAGGGCAGGGGCUGGAGACAGAAAAGCAUGAGAUAAAAUCCAAUCUCACACAUUUAGCUGCGACCCUGGGCAAGUCGCUUAAUCCUCUUUGCUUCAUUCAGUUGCCUCAUCUGUAAAAAUGAGUUGGAAAA